Messenger RNA from Siniperca chuatsi (mandarin fish), 2376 nucleotides. Its product is annotated as trichoplein, keratin filament binding. Gene Ontology annotation, biological process: apoptotic process. Gene Ontology annotation, cellular component: keratin filament. The coding region runs from base 175 to 1761 and encodes 528 amino acids. NCBI's taxonomy places the organism in Eukaryota, Metazoa, Chordata, Actinopteri, Centrarchiformes, Sinipercidae. The transcript has 13 exons. The record is from RefSeq and is a predicted model, not a curated record.
CUAAUUAGACCUCUUCUCAGGUUGAAGUUGGACAGGGUCACAUUGGGAGUUUACUGAGUUCACUUAACUACUUCAAAAGAUUCAUAAAAAUACCUGCUAAAACAGGUGCAAACCUAACAGGAGAGUCAGGAAGUACCGUUCACACAGUCCUGAAGAAGAGGUCUAAUUAGGUCUAUGGCUCUACCGACCUUCUCGGCCCAUGUGCCCAGUCGGUCCCGGGUGCUGGCCGGACAGCUGGCCCGGCAGCGGGAGCAGGAGGCCCGGUGGCGGCAGCAGUGGGAGCGGCAUGCUCAGUACUUUAGAGAGCAGAAUGUCUGCAGCCAGAGACAGGCGGUUUGGAGCUCCCGUCACUCCUACCAGCAGAGUUUUUUUCAGUUUCAUCAGAAGACAAAUAGCAGACAAAGAUGCCACAGAAAGACAACCCAUGAUUUUUUUCCCCACUGUUUUGUCAGUAUGUCAGCAUAUCAUAAACAGAGACUGGAAGAGGAAAAGAAGGCCAGCCUAGAGCAGCGCAAGAAUCGACUCAGGGCCAUGCUUCAAGAGGAGCAAGACCGGCUGGAGGCAGAGCUCAGGGAAGUGGUCCCUGACAGGAGCACAUUGGCAAGUCAGCUGGUGCAAAAAACUGACGAGCUUCGUACAGCGAAGGAGGAAAGAAGAAAAAAGCUUGCACAAGAGCUGCUGAGGGAACACUGGAAGAAAAACAACCCAGAGUUGCGAGAGGUCGAGUCGGCAUUACAUAAAGAUCAUGUUGUCAGCCAAUGGCAGGAGCAGAUAUCUAAGAGGAAACAGCAAGAAGUGGCUGAACAGGAGGAGAAGAGACGCUUUGAAAAUGAGUAUGAGAGGACCCGAAAAGAGGCUCUGGAGAGAAUGAAGCAAGCGGAGGAGAAAAAGAACACAGAGGAGCGGAAGAGAGUGGAAGAACUUCGCAAACAGAUGGAAGAACUGAAGCUGAGGGAAGAGGAGGCAACUCGUCUAAAGAAGGAGCAAGAGGCUCUGCUGGUCAAGCAAUGGGAGCUGGAGAAGAUAGAGGAGGAAAGGAGAGAGGUGGAGGAAAGGCGAAAAAAGUCUGAGAUGGGGCAUUUCUUGAUCCGUCAAUAUCGUGCUCAGCUGAAGAGGAGAGCCCAGCAAGUGCAGGAGGAACUGGAGGCCGACCGUAAGAUCCUGGCAGCCUUGCUGGAAGGACAGCAGGAGGACAGGAGGAUGGAGACUGCACGAAGGGAAAGGGCCAUCGCUGACGCUGCCUGGAUGAAACGUGUGAUUGAAGAGCAGCUUCAGUUGGAGCGGGAGAGGGAGGCUGAGUUUGACAUCCUACACAGAGAGGAAGCUCAACACGUGUGGGAGAAACGCGAAGCGCAGUGGGAGAAGGAGAGGAAAGCCAGAGAACGACUCAUGCAAGAGGUGCUUGCUGGGAGACAACAGCAACUGGAGCUGAAGGUGCAGAAGAACCGCGAGGCUCAGGAGGAGUCCCUGAGGAGACGAGAAGAGCUGAUCCAGGAGCUGGAGAUGGAGAGGGAGAUCAGACGACGGGAGAUGGUGCAAGAAGAGGGCCGUAGGACAGCACGGAUGCAAGAGAUAAAUGCUCAGGUGGAGCAGCAGCGCCAAGAGCGGUGGGAGGAGCAAUGCAGGACAGAGCAGGAGGAGGAGGAGGACAGGGAGGCUCUUCGAAUCCAGGAGGAAGAGCUGAGGCUGGAAAUGCAGAGGAUGGCCAAGAAAGGGCACCAGGAAAAGAUUCACAGCAGACCUCGAACAGCCUGGACAUGAGCAAUCUGCAGGACUGAAAUCAAAACAGAAUUGUGAGAUGUAUAUUUUCUACAUGCAAUUAGCUUUAAAGGAUAGUUUCACAUUGUUUCAAGUGUGUCUUAAAACAACACGCACGUCUAUAUGUAAAGUGUAACAUUUAGUGGUCACUGCAGUUGAUCCCUUCCUGACAUGAUUGCAAUGUAAUAGAUGGGAAUUAAAAUGCACCGUCCUUGUUCCAUGUAACAAUGUAUUCUAAAGUUCAGCCAAAGCUAAUAUGUGGCAUCAGCUGUCUUUUUUUUUUUUUUGUGCGCAAAAUUGUCUAUUUUGUUUUCUCUGAUAGUGUUUUCUUGCAAUGGAGGGACAGUAACAAAAAGAGAAUUUCUUACUAAAAAGAGAAAAGUAGAUACCCACUCGAUUUGAAUAACUCAGACUCCUGAAGCCACCUCUGAAACUAUCCUUUAAUGUCUUUAAAGACUGAAGCAUUCAUGUAGAUUAUAUUGUGCCAUCUUUGUUAAUAAUUUAAUGCUGGUUGUUUGCAUAUGUAGAAAAUAAUUGAUUUUUGCACUUGUAGAGCUGUAUAUUUUCUAUCUUGAACUUGUAGACUGUUUUUAAUAAAACUAUCCCAAUAAAAAUCGA